AAACUCCAUGGGCUUCGUGCUGCUGCAGCCAGAGAGGAUGGACUGCGUGGACCUGAACCAAUUCCGGGUAAUACUCAAGCCUGCAGGUCCCGGAGGAUGCAGAAAACUUCUGUCGGAGAUGUUGGCAGAGGGCCCUUCCGGGGACGUGCGCGCUGCUGGCGAGCGUCCCGCCUCACCUUGGCCGAGACGCCCCAGCAGAACAGCGCGGGGCGGGGUAGGGGGCGUGUCCCCUUCGCCAGCCUAGCCAGCGCGCAGGCGCAGCGGGCAGAAGGGGCGGGGGGAGGCCGCGGUGUUCUCUGGCCUCGGUACCGGGACCACCCCCGAGCGCGCGGCUGCGCGCUGAGCCUCCCGCCCUCCCGGAAGCGCAGCGUCCGGCUAGCGCCACGUCUGUCCCUGCGCCCUAUCCCUGGUCCCCCAGCCACCGCCCCACCCGCGAGGAGCGCACGCCCGAGCCGCGGCCCACGGGACUGGAACGGUAGCAUCAUGGGCAGCGUGGCCUCGCGCUCCGCCUGCGCGCUGCCCCUGCUGCUGCUGUUCCUGCUCCAGGCGGAGCGGCCGGGGGGCGCGGAGUUCACCUUCGAGCUACCUGACAACGCCAAGCAGUGCUUCCACGAGGACGUGGAGCAGGGCGUGAAGUUCUCCCUGGACUACCAGGUCAUCGCUGGAGGCCACUACGACGUUGACUGCUAUGUGGAGGACCCCCUGGGGAACACCAUCUACAGGGAAACCAAGAAGCAGUAUGACAGCUUCAUACACCAGGCUGAGGUCAAGGGCGUUUAUCAGUUUUGCUUCAGUAAUGAGUUUUCCACCUUCUCUCACAAGACCGUCUACUUUGACUUUCAAGUGGGCGACGAGCCCCCCAUUCUCCCAGACAUGGGGAACAGAGUCACGGCUCUCACCCAGAUGGAGUCCGCCUGUGUGACCAUCCAUGAGGCUCUGAAGACGGUGAUUGACUCUCAGACGCAUUACCGGCUCCGGGAGGCCCAAGACAGGGCCCGGGCUGAAGACCUGAAUAGCCGAGUCUCUUACUGGUCUGUUGGUGAGACGAUCGCGCUGUUCGUGGUCAGCUUCAGCCAGGUGCUGCUGCUGAAAAGCUUCUUCACAGAAAAACGACCCAUCAGCAGGAUGGUCCACUCCUAGUUGGGGCGCUCUGCUCCCAGGCCCCUCACACCCCAGGACGGAGCAGCUCCCUUUGGUCACAGGCUUCUGGGGCUGGUGGGUGCGACCCAGGAGCUGCCUGGAGAAGAGCACAGGGUAACAUGUUCUCACCUUGCCUUCUAUUCAGAUGCUUGGUCCUUGUACUCCAGCAGCCAAAGCUCACAGACUUCAGUAAGCGGAAGGCAUCCAGCUGCAUUAUGUGUGCAACACUGAAUGCAGAAAGGGUUCAAUCAGGCUACGGAUUGGCCAGUGUGGGAGGGCAGGCAGGCAACCAUCCAAUGGCCUGGUUCUUAGGAGGAACCCCAAGGGCCCAGGCCUCCAGGGGGCAGCUCAGGGCUCUCUUUUUGCUCUACGACGCAUGGCCCAUUUGGCUUGUGUGUCCUAUCCCAUGUGGAGGAGACAGGGCCCUGUCUGGCCUUUCCUCACAUGGAGCUCUCUGUACCUGUAGAAACCAGGCCUUGAAGCGGCUUUGCAGAAAUCCCCAUCCCGGGUGAGCCAUGGAAUCAGCCAUGCAAGCAAGAACAAAAUGGUAGCUGGGUGCCUUGGUUGGCUGUGUAUCUCCUAGGAGGCAGGACUCUGGCUAAUAAAAACUGUGAGCACCAUGGA
Messenger RNA from Kogia breviceps (pygmy sperm whale), 1764 nucleotides. RefSeq names its product transmembrane p24 trafficking protein 3 (gene TMED3). Gene Ontology annotation, cellular component: endoplasmic reticulum-Golgi intermediate compartment; endoplasmic reticulum; Golgi apparatus. NCBI's taxonomy places the organism in Eukaryota, Metazoa, Chordata, Mammalia, Artiodactyla, Physeteridae. Gene Ontology annotation, biological process: intracellular protein transport; endoplasmic reticulum to Golgi vesicle-mediated transport; Golgi organization. The record is from RefSeq and is a predicted model, not a curated record.